Messenger RNA from Xiphias gladius (swordfish), 2265 nucleotides. It is a transcript of the gene ppp2r3c, whose product is annotated as protein phosphatase 2, regulatory subunit B'', gamma. The record is from RefSeq and is a predicted model, not a curated record. Bases 606 to 1979 code for a protein of 457 amino acids. The transcript is spliced from 13 exons. NCBI's taxonomy places the organism in Eukaryota, Metazoa, Chordata, Actinopteri, Istiophoriformes, Xiphiidae. Gene Ontology annotation, biological process: T cell homeostasis; regulation of dephosphorylation; microtubule cytoskeleton organization. Gene Ontology annotation, cellular component: spindle; centrosome.
UCGUCGCACACCUCGACGUCAUCAACGCUCGACAGCUCCGUUCGUGAGCUGCGCCAAGUUUUUACGAUAACCAGAGAAGGACCGCGAAAAAGCUAUUUGGUUACAAAGUAAAGGGGCAAAAAUAUAUGUCACUUGAAACCAGCUUGACACUGAAGAAAUGGGAAAUAUUUGAAGAAUAUUUUGGAAAAAUGUCGAUUUCAUAUGAGUUUCCUAAACAGCUGCACAUAAGUAGCUACUACUUAUGUGCAGCUGUGUACAUAAUGUGCUGUGUGUACUCUGUGUUAGUUUAACUUUUCUUUUGUGCGUCCUAGAGAAUUUUCUGAAUUUACUUCCUUUAAUUAAUGAUUGCAUUGAUGAAUUUUUUUUUUUCGAGUUGAUAGCAACUGUUAUUACCUACGAUAUUUACGUUGUCGCUUAAGUGUUCGUUUUAUGGGAUUAGGCCUUUAUUUUGAAUUCUUGCCGGAAGCCAUAUUCUUGUUCAGUCAGCACCUUGAUGUUGGAGUAGUGUAGUUACUUUUGUACACAGGUCAACCUCACGCUGUUUUUUCGACUUUUGGGUUAGAAAGGUUUAACUGAUGAAAUAUUAGAUUAACUUCAGAACAGGUAUGGCGAAAGAACAACAGCCUCACUGGUCGGAUAUUUUGAAAAGGAGGAUAGCAAGCUCCAAAAAAGAUGAGAGAAGCGAGGAGGAAAAGAAAGCAGAAGAAACGGAGCUGUUCACCAAAUACUACACAGAGUGGAAGGGAGAAAACGACAAAGACAAGUCCUACAAGAACAUCCCACGAUUCUACUACAGGCUCCCGGCAGAGGAUGAAGUAUUACUUCAGAAGCUGAGAGAAGAAUCCAGAGCCGUCUUCCUCCAGAGGAAGAGCAGAGAACUGCUGGAUAAUGAGGAGCUGCAGAAUCUGUGGUUCCUGCUUGAUAAGCACCAGGUGCCUCCAGUGAGUGGAGAGGAAGCCAUGAUCAGCUAUGAAGCCUACCUGCAGGUGGGGGAGAGGGCUGGGCCCAAGUGCAAACGCUUCUUCACAGCCCGAGUGUACGCCAAGCUGCUCCACAACGACCCGUACGGCCGAAUCUCCAUUAUGCAGUUCUUUAACUAUGUCAUGAGAAAAGUGUGGCUGCAUCAGACCCGGAUAGGUCUGAGUUUGUAUGAUGUGGCAGGACAGGGCUACCUCAGAGAGUCGGAUCUGGAGAACUACAUCCUGGAGCUCAUCCCCACUCUGCCUCAGCUGGACGGACUGGAGAAGUCCUUCUACUCUUUCUACGUCUGCACUGCUGUUCGCAAGUUCUUUUUCUUCCUCGACCCACUCCGAACCGGAAAGAUUAAAAUCCAGGAUAUAUUGGCUUGCAGUUUUCUGGACGAUUUGUUGGAGUUGAGAGAUGAGGAGUUAUCUAAGGAGAGUCAGGAGUCCAACUGGUUCUCAGCCCCGUCGGCUCUCCGGGUCUAUGGCCAGUACCUCAACCUGGAUAAGGACCACAACGGCAUGCUGAGCAAAGAGGAACUUUCACGCUACGGCACAGCCACUCUAACCUCAGUCUUCCUGGACAGAGUGUUUCAGGAGUACCUCACCUAUGAUGGAGAAAUGGACUAUAAGACCUAUCUAGACUUUGUAUUGGCCUUGGAAAACAGGAAGGAGCCAGCAGCGUUACAGUAUAUUUUUAAACUUCUGGAUAUGGAGAAUCGGGGAUACCUCAAUGUCUUCUCUCUCAACUACUUCUUCAGGGCCAUUCAGGAGCAGAUGAAGCUGCACGGUCAGGAGCCUGUGUCCUUCCAGGAUGUCAAGGAUGAGAUCUUUGACAUGGUGAAGCCUAAAGACCCCUAUAAAAUCACCCUUCAGGAUUUGGUAAACAGUUGCCAGGGUGAUACCGUCAGCAGCAUCCUCAUUGACCUCAAUGGCUUCUGGACCUAUGAGAACAGAGAAGUGCUGGUUGCUAAUGACAACGACAACAGUAACACGGUUGACCUUGACGACACCUGAGAGUGACUGAAUUUCACACUUUUCAAUGUCAGCAGGACAUUGAACCCUUACCUUCUGACUCAGGUCCCUCUGGAUAAGUUGCAAGUAAAUAACUAAACUGUGAAAACCUUGAAAUAAAUGGUAGGGGGUGAAAAGAAAUGGAUAGGAUGGACAGAAGAAGGAAAGUGUGGCAUAUUGCUUUUUGUAAAUAUUGUUGUUUUCCUGUAAAGAAGACCUAAUAUACAUGUUUUUGCCAUUGACCCAAUUUUUUAAAAUAAAUGUUUCCUUUUCAUUCCUUUUCUGACAA